Penicillium expansum is the source of this 2601-nucleotide messenger RNA. RefSeq names its product DUF4246 domain-containing protein. The record is from RefSeq and is a predicted model, not a curated record. Bases 1 to 2601 code for a protein of 866 amino acids. Lineage: Eukaryota; Fungi; Ascomycota; Eurotiomycetes; Eurotiales; Aspergillaceae. The transcript is spliced from 3 exons.
AUGAAACGACUGCCAUUUCUUCUACUCUGCAUGCUGUUCCAGCUGCUAGCCGGAACCGUCGAAGCGCUCAACGGGGCCGCCGGAGCAGAAACCACCUUUUUCUAUCAAGCCUAUCUGCUGGAAUUGGAGCAUGUCACAGACCUAACCCGUCGUGGGAUUGCCCCUGGGUGCCCUAUAUUAGAGGGAAAGACGAAGUGCAGCUUUGCCGAAUUUUUCCAGGAAAUCUUCAACAAUGCUGGAAACACGCCCCUUGUCGAUACAUCCAGGAAACUCCGAGAAGCAGGCUUUUACGCCCAUUACGAUCAAGAAAGACUCUAUCCGAAAGAAAAGAACACUCCAUCCGUGGCUGUCGCCAUCCGGGGAAUGAGAGGAAUCGCGACGGCUACCAAGAAGAAAGAUCAUCAGGACCAAAAGCGAAAAAUGAUCGAGGCAUUGGAGUUGGAGGGAGAAUUGCGGCGGGCGGACAACAUGAAAUUUUUCAUCCCUAAGCUGGAGCAAACAGCGGGGGUGAAGUUGGAAACGAAGCCAGCAACGACGUCCGAUGGGGUGGAAUAUACUACGUACGACGUGGAUGCAACGGCGGAAAAGAACAAGGGCGUCAAGGAUCUGGCGCAGAAAAUCAACACGGCAGCGGAGGCACUGCAUCUAAUCAACACCAUCACCGACCGACCGGAUUGGCACCGUGCCAUCUUUGACAAGCAAGUUAUCGCUCAAUGGCGAGAAGACGCUGUUGCAUCGUCGUCGUUGACCAAUGACAAAACGUGGGACUGGUGCUUGAAAGAGUUGCAAGACAAGGCUCGACAGUUCGACCGAGACGGUCGCUUGAUCGUCCUUAACACGAGUAGCGGUGUCUGUAAAUCCGAUACGGCAAUCUCUUCCGGUCUAAAGUCACAGCUGUCAAAUUCUUUCGAUCUGUUAUCUCAUCAAGCCAUUCAGCAGAAGUCAGAGUCAGCUGUGGUGAAUCUCGUCGACCCAUCUUUGUUUCCUCUUGUCUAUAGCAGAACGAAAGUCCUGACCGGAGGACAACCGUGCGGAAUGGACGAGAAUUCCUGGUCGUCACGUAGUAAAGAGUGCCCGAUCGUUUCGGAACACCCACAACUAGUGAAAGGGAGCUUAGCCUGGUCAUCGAGCUUCGGUCGGUACAUUUGGUCCUCGAAAUUUCAAUGGCUGCCAUGUGAAGUGGAAUUUACUGGUCCUCCUGGGUCUACGGAUGUUCGGAUUUCGUCUUAUAUCAACAAUCUUCAUCCGACGAACCGCGAGAUGUACUCCGCGAUCGAGGCCGUGAUCUCCGGCAGCAUCAAGCAGUGGAACGAGAUUUUGGUUCGCAACAAGUGGAGAGCGAUCAACCUUUUCCACAGGAAUUUGAACUCCUAUUCUCGUGGGCCCAUACGAAUCCGCACUUACGGAGUCGAGUGGAAAGCCCAGUUCCCCGAAUGGGCAAAAAGAUUACCCUACCAGGAAGACGAGGGCAAACUCUCGGUGGAGGAAUAUGAAGCCAUGUGUGCUCAAGUGGAGGCGUACCUUCAGGAACCUGAAUCCAAGGACAAGGUAUACUGGGAUCGGGUUAGAACGCAAAGGAUCCCGGAGGAUUGGAAGACCCGCUGGGGGCUGCUUCGCACAGCUUUGACCAAGUAUGCAUGCACAUUCGUCUUUGAGCACUCGGACCCAGGAACCGCGUACUCGUACGAGGACUGGAAAGCAGGGAGGACCGGGAAAUCAAUCGUUGGCCCGGCGCACUUCGAUCACGUUUGCCGUCCGGAUUUUGAACUGCAUAAAUUCUUUUACGCAAACCCUUGGUUGACACCCUACGAAUGGAUGUAUCAGCCAAAGGAAGAGGACCCCGACGAUCACCAGUUCUACACGCUUGCAUUGCAGGAUGAGUUUCGGGAACAGGGUCUCCAGAUUGUCGUCCAGAUCCACAGCAUCGAGCUAGGCCCUGAGACGCCAUCCUUCCCCGGCGAGGAGUGGCACACCGAAGGAAAUGCAAACGAACGUAUAGUUGCCAACGCCAUCUACGCGCUUGAUUCGGACAACAUAUCCGAGCCGCAAAUUAAAUUCCGGCAGAGGUGUGGACGAGGGGGCCGUACCUGGGUCUACGACCGAAUCGGCGCCGAUGAUUCGGACUACGAGGAAAGUGAUUUCGCAGGGGAUGAGGCUUCAAAUGAGAGAGAUGGCCUAAUCCUCAAACAUAACCUAUGGGACGUCAAGUAUAUAGGAAGGCUUUACGGAUUCGAGGACCUUCAGUAUGCUCCAGCCUGGCAACAGCUCGGGGAGGUGAAGAUACCUCCGGGCCGCCUGAUCUCCUUCCCCAACGCCUUCCAGCACCAAAUGGGCCCAUUGCAGCUUCAGGACAAUACCAAGCCCGGUCACUGCCGUUUUCUCACUUUGUCUCUUGUCGAUCCGACCUACCGGCUUUGCUCUACGCGGAACGUUCCACCCCAGCAGCCUGGUUGGAUCAAAGGCGAUGGGGCUGAGUCUGCAACGCCAAUUAAUCUGGGGGAGGCCCUCGAGCUGAGAGAGGAACUGGUCAAAGAGCACGCCAAGAAGGAUGAGGGUGUCUUUCGGCUUGCUUCAACUAUCUCGUUUUCUGGAUUUUCGUGA